Messenger RNA from Malaya genurostris, 3747 nucleotides. RefSeq names its product serine/threonine-protein phosphatase 6 regulatory ankyrin repeat subunit A-like. Gene Ontology annotation, molecular function: protein binding. Gene Ontology annotation, cellular component: cytoplasm; nucleus. The coding region runs from base 1 to 3747 and encodes 1248 amino acids. The transcript has 3 exons. NCBI's taxonomy places the organism in Eukaryota, Metazoa, Arthropoda, Insecta, Diptera, Culicidae. The record is from RefSeq and is a predicted model, not a curated record.
AUGGUUGAAUUUAACGAUGAAGACUGGAAUGAUCUUCCCGGCCGGAUUGAUUGGGUGAUUGAAAAGUUGAAACGGUUGGGUGAUGAUUAUUCUCCCGACGAGGUGGAAGUGGAUGAUCGAUUUCUGUUCCUGUGUCGAAUUAUAGCACAAAACGUGGACAUUUUGAAGCAACAGCUAAAAACGACCUACCACAGGGUGCCUUGGGAAGAAAUGGAAUUUUGUUUGUGUGCUUUCGUGUCUUCUUACACCAUCCGGGAUGAAAUGAACUUUUUCUACGCAGCAACUCUUACUAAAACAAGACUACUGAAACAUCUGAAGAAUUUUUUGGAAGAAAUUGAGAGCCUCAAGACUGAGAUGGGAAACAAAUCCGUUAAUGGCCAAACUAAAGCAACUCGUUCUCAAAACAUUGAAAACAUUCGAAAAAGGAACCCGGCUUUUGAGGGACUUUUCGCUGAUUAUAGUCAAAUCAAAGAAAUUUACUCACUAGUGCGUAUGAGCCGUUACGUAACGUUAGCUCUGACCGAAGAAACCGAAGACGAAGACGUACUUUGCCUUCUAUUCGAACGGGCUCUGCAGGUUGUCGGGGAGUAUUUGAACGAUUCGCCGCAGUCUCCGCAUCUGUCCAGGAAAGUAAGUGACUUGAUAUUUGAUAGUUUUCGCAAAGAACAGAGAAAAAUACUGGUAGAUAUGCGGAAUGAAUUAUCGCAUGCGAUAAUUAACAAAAUGUACAUAUUCGGCAAACGUGCCGAAGCUCGCCGAAGGAAGUUGGAUUUCAGGGAGGAUUUCUCCCGACUCAACGAACUCAUUCAGGGAGUCGUUUUCGAUAAGAAAUAUCAAAUGUUAAUUACGAUACUAAGAAGUGUGUCUGUCGAUGGCGAACAGUAUCCAUCGAAGCAGGCGGAGCUAACACGAAUUUUGGAAAACGUAGAAUUCAAGAAUUUUGAGUCAGAUUAUUUUAGUUCAAGGGUCGUCAAACUGGCAAUCAUUUUUAUUGAUAAUGUGAAAAAACACUCAUCAGAAUUAACGGAUUAUCAGAAGAAAGUGAUUCAACGAAUCGAAGAGAUUAAACCGAAGAUCGCAAUGUUAGAUAAGAUUAAAGCUGCUUUAGAACAAAUUCGAAAUGAAGAAGCCCAGCAGAAUCAGAACCAUUUCGAGAACCGACUGGAAACAUUAAGAAAAUUUUUUGCAACGGAAGACGAAAACAUUGCAAGCUCUGCUCUCGAAACGGCUUUGCUUGAUAUUUCAGCAUAUUUGGAAGAAAUACGGUUUCUGUUCGAUAGGGGAGCGCGGAGCACUGCCGCCUGUCUCGAGAAAAACUGCCCAGUUUUGACAGGAAAACAGAUGCGAAACUAUUUGGCUCACGGGAAUGCCCUGUGGAACAUUUUACCCUCCGAUCCGUUGGUUGCAGUUUUGAGCAAUAUUCAGGAAAUUUUGAACAAUCAACAAAAAGCAUCGGAUGAUCGCAUAAUCGCACAAACCUAUUCCAGUUUUUCCAAAUGGGAAGAAAAAGUGAACAUUAAAAUCGAAUCUCUGAUCAAUCAACAAAAAAUGUUUGCUGCUGCCGAAAGCGGCAAUGUCGAAGAAGUGAUCAACUGCCUAAAAAUCGGAGCAGACGAAGACGGGAGGGAUUUUAAAAAUUGGAACAUGUUUCACUAUGCCGCCAAGGGGAAUAGCUCGAAUAUUUUCAAAAAAUUCGAAACAAAUAAAAGUAUGCAGCAAUCGGAAGACACGGAAGGAAACCAACCGAUACACAUCGCGGCUCGGUACGGUAAUCUGGAAAUAAUAGAACUCUUGAUGAAGGAUACGACGGUCGAAAAUCUAAACCUAAUGAACAAGGAUGGAAUGACUCCCUUACACUUUGCAGCUCUGAAUGGCUAUACCGAAGUAGUUAAAAUUCUACUGAACAAUGGUGCAAAUAUAGAGGCUCUUAACAUGGUCGGUGUGACAGCAUUACACUUAGCGGCACUGAACGGCCAUACAGAAGUGGUUGACAGUUUGCUGACCAUAGGUGCGAAUGUAGAUGCUGCUAAUAAUUUCGGUGGAACACCAUUGCACUUCGCAGUCCAGAAUGGUCAUGCGGAAGCAGUUCGCGUUUUACUGGCCAAGGGUGCGAGUGUAGUUGCCGUUCUUAAUCACAGUGUGACACCGUUGCAUAUUGCAGCGCAGAGUGGUUAUGCGGAUAUAGUUCGCAUUUUACUGACCGAAGGUGCGAAUGUAGAUGUUGGUGCUGGUGGCUUUGGUACUCCGUUGAAUUUUGCUGCGAAUAAUGGUCAUACAGAAGUAGUUACCAUUCUACUGAGCGAAGGUGCAACUGCCGAUGCUGCCAACAAUGCCGGUUUUACGCCAUUGCACUUGGCGGCACAGAGUGGCCACACAGAGGUAGUAAAAAUUUUACUAACCAAAGUUUCGAACAUAAAUGCUACUACCGAGCACCGCAUGUCACCUUUGCACUUUGCCGCUUCAAAUGGUCAUUUAGAAGUAGUUAAAAUUUUACUGACCAAAGGAGCGAAUAAAAAUGCUACGAAUAGAAACGGCUUGUCAGUACUCCACUUCGCAGCAAAUAAUGGCCAUGCAGAAGUAGUGGAACUUCUACUGACCGAAGGUGCGAAUGUAGAUGCAACUAACAUCGACGGUUGGACAGCACUGCACUUUGCAGCAGACCGUGGACAUACAGCAGCGGUUACGAUUUUACUUAUCAAAAGUGCGAAUGUAGGUGCUACUUUAAAAGACGGUUGCACACCGUUGCACUUGGCUGCACAGAACGGCCAUACAGAAAUAGUUACCAUUUUACUAACCAACGGUGCAAACGUAGAUGCUGAAUGUACCAACAGAGCAACACCAUUGCUCAUGGCAGCAAAAAACGGUCAUACAGGAGUAGUCACCAUUUUAGUAAACAAAUGUCGGAAUGUAGAUGCUGCUACUAGUGACGGUGAGACACCAUUAUACAUUGCAGCACAAAAUGGUCACAUAGAAGUAGUUGAGAUUUUGCUGACUAACGGGGCGGAUGUAGAUGCUUCGGAACGUGACGGUGUGACGGCUUUGCACAUCGCAGUACAGAAUGACCAUGAAGAAGUAGUUAACAUUCUACUGACAAAAGGUGCGAAAAUAGAAGCUGCUGAUAAGAACGGUGAAACACCAUUGCACUUUGCAGCAAACAAUGGUCGUACGGAAAUAGUUAAUAUUUUGCUGGCGAAAGGUGCGAAUAUACAUGCGACAAAUGUUUACGUUUCGACAUCAUUGCACAUUGCCGUACUAAAUGGCCAUAACGAAAUAGUCAGUAUUUUACUGACCGCAGGUGUGGAUGCAAAUGCUACCAAUAAGGCCAAUCAGAAGCCAUUGCACUUAGCUGCACUGAAGGGUCACAGUGCGAUUGUUAGCAUUCUGCUUUCCAAAGGUGCGAAUGUAGAUGUUACUUUAAAUGACGGUGGGACACCGUUACACAUUGCAGCAUUUCACGGUCAUACAGAAGUAGUCAUUAUUUUACUAUCCAAAGGUGCAAAUGUAGAUGCCAUUACGAAGCGCGGUUUGACAGCAUUGAAUCUUGCUGCACAUAAGGGUCAUGCUGAAGUGAUUCGCACAUUGCUUACAAACGGUGCGAAGAAAGACGCUACUGACAGUGACGGUUUAAAACCGGUUGACCUAGCAAAACAAAAGGAUCACGAAGAGGCGGUUAACACUAUGCUAUCGAAUCACUCGAAGCUUUCGCCAGCAUGCGAUAGUAGCUGUCAACUUCAAAACGAAAACUGA